CCCUUCAGCUCUCCACACUCCACCUCACCACCAUCAUCUUCUUCACAUUCACAAUUACAGUCUCAUUUUCUCUCUCUCUACAAUGGCUGUUGAUUCUGCACUAUCGUCUCCGCUAGGACCUCCGGCGUGUGAGAAGGACGCGAAGGCGCUUCGACUCAUCGAAGAGAUGACUCGAAAUGCGGACCAAAUUCAAGAGAAGGUUUUGGCCGAGAUACUGAGUCGGAACGCCGAAACUGAGUACCUCCAACGAUUCAAUCUCUCCGGAGCAACCGAUCGAAACACGUUCAAAUCCGAAAUUCCGGUGAUUACUUACGAAGAUCUUCAGCCUGAGAUUCAGCGCAUUGCGAAUGGUGAUCGUUCUAAGAUCUUGUCUGCUCAUCCCAUCUCCGAAUUUCUCACUAGCUCUGGGACUUCAGCUGGUGAAAGGAAAUUGAUGCCCACGAUUCAGGAAGAGCUGGACCGUCGUCAAUUGCUAUACAGUCUUCUCAUGCCUGUCAUGAACCUAUAUGUUCCCGGUAUGGACAAGGGCAAGGGGCUUUAUUUCUUGUUUGUGAAGUCCGAAACAAAGACACCGGGUGGGCUUUUGGCCCGGCCAGUUCUUACAAGUUACUACAAAAGUGACCACUUCAAAACCCGACCCUACGACCCAUACAAUGUCUACACGAGCCCCAAUGAAGCGAUCCUCUGCCCCGACUCGUUCCACAGCAUGUACACCCAGAUGCUAUGCGGCCUCAUAGAGCACAAACAAGUCCUCCGGGUCGGAGCGGUGUUCGCCUCCGGCCUCCUCCGAGCCAUCCGGUUCCUCCAACUCAAUUGGGCACAACUCACCCACGAUAUCCGAACCGGAACACUAAAUCCGAAAAUCACCAACCCAUCAAUCCAAGCCUGCAUGACCCGGAUAUUAAAUCCCGACCCGAAUCUCGCAGAUUUCAUUGCAGCAGAGUGUUCAAAGGACAAUUGGGAAGGGAUUAUCACUAGAAUUUGGCCCAACACAAAGUACUUGGAUGUGAUAGUAACCGGGGCAAUGGCCCAAUAUAUUCCGACCCUGAACCAUUACAGUGGCGGGUUGCCCCUAGCCUGCACCAUGUACGCUUCGUCGGAGUGUUAUUUCGGACUCAAUCUCAACCCGAUGUGUAAACCCUCCGAAGUCUCUUACACCAUCAUGCCAAACAUGGCAUACUUCGAAUUCCUGCCCCACGAGCCCAACUCCAUCGGGCCAACUCGACCCGAACUCGUCGACCUCGCCAACGUGGAAGUCGGAAAAGAGUACGAGCUCGUGAUCACUACUUACGCCGGGUUGUACCGGUACCGAGUCGGCGACAUCCUCCUAGUCACCGGGUUCCACAACUCAGCUCCACAAUUCCACUUUGUUCGGAGAAAGAACGUGUUACUCAGUAUUGACUCGGACAAGACAGACGAGUCCGAGUUACAGAGAGCGGUCGAGAACGCUUCGCAACUCGUCUUGAGCGAGUUCAACGCGAGCGUGGUGGAGUACACGAGUUACGCGGACACGAGGACGAUUCCGGGUCACUACGUCAUUUAUUGGGAACUGUUAUUGAAGGACUACUCGGGUGAGUCACUGAGUGACGAGGUGAUGAGUCGGUGCUGUUUAGCGAUGGAGGAAUCGCUUAACUCGGUGUAUCGACAAGGCCGAGUCGCGGAUAACUCAAUUGGGCCUCUGGAGAUUCGUGUGGUGAAGAGUGGCACGUUUGAGGAGCUCAUGGAUUAUUCGAUCUCGAGAGGCGCCUCUAUUAAUCAGUAUAAGGUGCCGAGGUGUGUUAGCUUUACUCCGAUCAUGGAGCUUCUAGAUUCCAGAGUGGUAUCGGCGCAUUUUAGCAAAUCCUUUCCUCGUUGGACUCCAGAACGACGUCGUUAGUCAUGAGAUUAAUUGUUCAACUUCCAAGUUAAUAACAUUUUUAGUUUUUGUUUUUUGUUUUUGGGGUCUAGAAAGGUUUUGUAAGGUUCAUCAAUUAACAUGUAAAAAUGAUGUAACAUUUCAGUGUUAUUAACUAAUCAAGUUUGUUUUGUUCAAUGAUGAUUUGCUAAUUUGUUACA
Molecule: messenger RNA, 2055 nt
Organism: Camellia sinensis
Lineage: Eukaryota; Viridiplantae; Streptophyta; Magnoliopsida; Ericales; Theaceae
Product: putative indole-3-acetic acid-amido synthetase GH3.1
Cellular component (GO): cytoplasm
Molecular function (GO): acid-amino acid ligase activity
Source: RefSeq, a predicted model, not a curated record